AUGAAUGCAUUAUUCGACAAUUUGGUGUAUUCAGGGUCUACAUUGAAAGAAUUUAUUGAUAAGUUUGAUAAUGCAUUGAGGAAAAAGGUUGAGAAUGAGAAUGCAGCGGACUUUAACUUGUUCAAAUACACAAUUCCAUGUAUAUCUCAUUUAUAUGUUGAGAAGAAAUUACAACAGUUGUACACUAAUUCCAAGUUCAAAGAAGUACAACAAGAGAUAAUGGGGAUGAUAUAUUGUAAUUCUCAUCUUUAUAAAACAGAGGGCGCAAUUUCAAUGUAUCAAGUGUCCGAUCAAGUACAUGAUGACUUCAUCAAACCGGUUACAUUUUCAGUUUACUUUAACGAAGAUGAGUGUGAGGCAAAGUGCAUAUGUGGAUUGUUUGAAAUGAGAGGAAUUUUGUGUAGACAUAUUCUUACUGUUUUCUCUGCCAAGAAUGUGCAAUCGUUACCUUUGAAGUACAUUGUGGACCGGUGGAGGAAGGAUCUAAAACGAAGAUAUACUUUUUUACAAAACAGUUAUGAUGACUUGAGUGGUAAACCUGAUGCCCACAGAUAUUCCUGUUUGUUAAAGAGAUGCUAUGAAGUAUUAACAAUUGCAUUGUCAAGUGAUGAUCAUUUUGUUGAUAUGAUGCGCCAGUUAGAUGUGAUGGAUGAGAAAUACAGUAUGGCAAAGAUCGUGAUGGAUGAGAAAUACAGUAUGGCAAAGAUCCACUGA
Juglans regia (Persian walnut) is the source of this 714-nucleotide messenger RNA. RefSeq names its product protein FAR-RED ELONGATED HYPOCOTYL 3-like. The record is from RefSeq and is a predicted model, not a curated record. The transcript has a single exon. Gene Ontology annotation, molecular function: zinc ion binding. Bases 1 to 714 code for a protein of 237 amino acids. NCBI's taxonomy places the organism in Eukaryota, Viridiplantae, Streptophyta, Magnoliopsida, Fagales, Juglandaceae.